This is a messenger RNA of Papilio polytes (common Mormon), 2186 nucleotides long. RefSeq names its product probable nucleoporin Nup58 (gene Nup58). The transcript is spliced from 13 exons. The record is from RefSeq and is a predicted model, not a curated record. Gene Ontology annotation, biological process: nucleocytoplasmic transport. Gene Ontology annotation, molecular function: structural constituent of nuclear pore. Gene Ontology annotation, cellular component: nuclear pore. Lineage: Eukaryota; Metazoa; Arthropoda; Insecta; Lepidoptera; Papilionidae. The coding region runs from base 191 to 1927 and encodes 578 amino acids.
CACCGACCCACUGUGACUGUGCGUCUAUAAUCAAAAGUUUUUGAUUGAAUUAAACUUUCAAACUUGAUAAAGUUAUGAAAUAAUAACAAAUGUUUAUAAGUUUUAGUGGUCGUUCUGGAUUCUAUACGGCUCCCGCAUGGUUCCUGUGAUAUUUUAUGAAUAGUGUUAGAAACCAAAGUCCGUUACAAUUAUGUCUUUUUCAUUUGGAACACCGUCAAGCGCUCCCGCUAAUUCCUCUUUAAGUAGUGGCUUUAAUUUUGGCGGAAAUAAGCCAGCUACUCCAGGUUUUGGGUUAACUGCCACAACACAAGCGUCAACUGGACUAUUUGGGAAUACAUCGGCUUCUUCUGCAUUUGGUUCUACGCCUGGGUUUGGUGCUGGUACCUCAACGUCUGCGUUUGGAGCGGCCGCGACUCCGGCUUUUGGCGCGGUGUCUGCAGCACCCGCUUUCGGUACUAGUGCCGCUGCACCGGCGUUUGGUUCCACGGCGGCACCUGCGUUUGGUGCUGCAUCUACAACUCCAGCGUUUGGUGCCACAUCCACGGCACCAACGUUUGGAGCCACGGCAACUCCCGCGUUUGGAGCCACAGCAACUCCAGCGUUUGGGGCUAGUACAGCUACACCUGCGUUUGGAUCAACUACAACACCAGCCUUUGGUACUGCAGGGGCUUCAGCAUUUGGUGCCACAGGUCUGGGUGCAGGUUCCCUUAGUUUCGGAGGUACUACAACCACUGCAUCUACUGGUUUAAGUUUUGGGACCCCAGCAACUACAAAGACAGGACUGGGUGGUCUCGGAGGGUUUGGUUUUGGUGCAACCACAACCACUCAAACUGGACUUGGUUUAUUUAAUACCAGUACCACAACAACCGCUGCUAGUACAUUUGGGCUUAGUACACUGAAUAGUAAUGUGUCUGGAACACAACCAUCUGCAUCAGCAACCCCAAGUCUGGGACUAGGCGGGUUGGCAACAUCGGGUAUUGGUGCCGCAAAUACUACAGGUGAUGGCAAAUCGGAACCGCCGAAGCAGUCGAAACUACCAAAUGAAAUAUCAACAUUAGUGGAUACAUUUAAAGAGUUUGUUAAAAAACAGAAAUCUCUCAGUUCAGAAGUUAUGCGCCUGUCUAUCAAACCUUUACACAAGGUGGGUCGCGAGGCGGAGACGACGCUGCGCGCGGCGGUGGCGCUGCGCGGGGAGACGGGCAAGGCGCGCGCGCAGUCCCGCCGCCUGCGCACAGCAGCUGCGGACGCGCUCGCCGCUGCAGAAGCUGCGGCGCGCGACCCGCCCGGUUCAGAGCUGGAGGGCAACGCUCCACCGAAGUACGUGAAGGACCUGAUCUGCGAGCUGGAGCAGCAGCUGAUCGUGUUCAGGCGGCAGAUGGACGUCGCCGACAAGCAGAUGCAGGCCGCGCCCAAACUACUUACAGAACAAGAGCUGACGCUGGGCAUCCGGCGCAUGCACGAGUCGCUGGUGGCGCUGGCGGGCCGCCUGCAGACGGUGCACGCGCAGGUCGACGCACAGAAGGAACAGUAUCUCAACCUAAGGAAAUACAUACUAAAAGAUCCCACUAAUGUAUUCGAUACACCAUCAGCAAGUGCAAGUCUAGAUCAAAUUCUGCAUGACGCGGAGGUGUCGCGGAAGAAAUUGAAACCCAAUACUUUACAAGAUAUAAGCCUAGGUUUAGGCAGUGCUGUGUUGUCUGAUCCUAGGGCUGCAUUAGGAAACAUUCAACAGUUGGCAGGACCAACUCCUUUCACAUAUUUAGGUUCAGCCGUGUCUCCCUUCCCCACCGCAGAUGGCACAGGCAACUGGCAACCCCAGCAACAGAGCAAUUUCAGUUCGUCGCUGAAUUUCAGCAGUUUCGGUGCAGUGGGACAGAGCGACAGCUUCCAGCUGCAGAAGCCGCCCGGCAAGCGCGGCAAGCAGUGAUACUGGCGAUAGGAGGUUACAACCUCCAUACACACAUACGUCAUGUAUAUGUCGGAGUAACAAGCGGCGCGCAGAUUAUUUCCCAAUAUAGAUAAUUAACAUGGUAACUUUUGUCCUCCAUUGAAAGUUAUAAUAUUUGUAAUCUUUAGUGAAAACUGUUAUCUUAAACUUUACCCCUUAAAUGCUUAUUUUUUAUAUAAAAUUAAAAAAAAAACACAUUUAAUACAAGAUCAGGAAUUUAAUAAGAGAAAAAUAAUAA